AUGGCUACUUAUGCUACGCCGACGCCUGCAGCCUUCCCUUCCAGUCUCAGCAACUCGCGCCGAUCACAUCUCCGAACCACGACGCGACCAGUAACAAACCGUGCUCAGCCACAGGCGCAUAUAACUACCACAACACAGAGGUCUCAAUCCAGCCGCAAUAUGACGGGCGACAGCUCCGACGACGAGGAUCUUGCACCCAUAAAGCUCAGUGCGGAAGCGCAGGCGAUACUCGGAGAGGUUGACUCGAAUUCGGCACCGGACAAGGAAAAUUGGGAACCACAAGUGCGAGCGACAAAAGCAACGAGCGAAUCCUACCGAAAGACCCGAGAGACCCCGAUUGAAAUACUGAAAAGGACCAGCCCGCUCCAACAAAGGGAUGGCAGUCCUGUUCCUCGUGUUGUGCGAGUCACUUCGGGAGCUCGUCCUGGUUUGCCUACAGUAUUAGGUCGGGACGGAUCGUUCAUGUACAAGAUUCAUGAGAAGCCAUCUUCGCGUCUUCAUUCUGUCUCCAACGACUCACAGACUCCCGCACCACGAGUACGGCGGAUUCGCAUAAGUGACUCGAGACGAUUGUCGAGAUCUCCUCCGUCCAAGCAGGAGGCUGAGUCGGCUCAGCAACAAGAAGAACAACCCGUAGCAGAAGCACCACAAUCUUCCAGUCGUCUACGCAGCCCACCAUCCCAUGGACAUCAGAGCAGUCCAGACGAGGAUGGUGCUGUGUUGCCAUCGACAAUCAUGCGAUCCCGGCGUGGUGAAGAGAACGGGGCUCAAAGCACGAUGCGGGUGAGACGGAUAGGCGGGGCUCUUCUCAACAAACCUGUAAGAAGGGGCAUGGUACGGCGGCAGAGCGAAGAGGAGGACGUGAAUUUGGAGCAUCCGGAGAGGGAACGAUCGAGAACGCCUGAGAUGGAGAUGGGCCGCCGGGCCAGAGAACCCGAUCUGGAGGAUCUUCCGGAUGAUUUGCUCGCCCUCCAAGGCAGUCCGAAACAAGUCAGACCAGUUUACAUUUCGCCCAAGCAUGCAUCUCCUGAAAUACCAAAGGAGCAACCCCUGGGUCUCACGCUGGAGCAGGCAUCUCCCGAUCCUGCGCCAUCACGACCUGCAUCCGUCCACAGAGCCUUGCCAACGCCUGGAACGCGCGAGUUGCACCCUUCCGCGAAAGCAUCAAGCUCACAAAGAAACCCCAUAUUCAAAAUACCUCCUCUCCCGUCACAUCCGUCAGCACAGGACCAAGAAAACGAGCCGCCGCCAACGUUUCGAAGAGCCAAACCCACUGCCGCGAUGCUGGAGGUACACGAAGACGAGCCACAGUCAGAUCAAAAACAGGUAGAACCUGCACCGGUGGCGGCACAGAGCUCUCCAUCCCGACAACCACUAGCCGCCAAGUCGAACAAUAUCGUCCACCGGCCAGCUCCAGUUCCGCCGCCAAAAAUGUCCAUCCUGGACGCGGCCACUUCUAACGCAGGAUCCAGAAACAAGAAAUCAGUCCACUAUGUUUUGAACGGCAAGACGUACAGGCGACUGGACUGCAUAGGGCGAGGAGGAUCUUCUAGGGUAUUCCGAAUCAUGGCCGAGAACUACAAGAUCUUUGCCUUGAAGAGAGUCAAUCUCGAGGAGGCGGAUAUGGCGGCAAUAGCGGGAUACAAGGGCGAAAUCGACCUGUUGAAGAAGCUGGAGAACGUGGACAGAGUCAUUCGCCUGUACGACUACGAGGUCAACGAGGACAAAGGUGUGUUGAACGUGAUGAUGGAAUUAGGCGAAUCCGACUUCAACAAGAUGCUCAACGAGCAGUUGAAGGCGGACAACGCCAAACUCGACAUCACCUUCACCCGACACUAUUGGAAGGAGAUGCUGGAAUGUGUGCAGUCAGUCCAUGACUACGACAUUGUGCAUUCGGACCUGAAGCCGGCGAAUUUCCUGCUGGUGAAAGGCCAGCUCAAAUUGAUCGAUUUCGGGAUUGCCAACGCCAUCCAGGACGACACGGUCAAUGUCCACCGCGAAAACCAGAUCGGCACGCCCAACUAUAUGAGCCCCGAGUCCCUGGUGUGCCACACCCCAGCGGCCGGCUCGGCGCCGGGAACCAAGUUGCUCAAACUCGGCAAGCCCAGCGACGUCUGGAGCUUAGGCUGCAUCCUGUAUCAGAUGACCUACGGCCAGCCGCCGUUUGCGCAUAUCACCAAACAAUUUGAACGCAUCAUGAGCAUCCCGAACCCGAAAGUCGAGAUCCAGUUCCCCAACACCGGGAUAGGCGGCACCGUCGUCCCCUUUGGACUGAUCAAGACGUUGAGACGCUGUCUCACGCGCGAACAGUCCCUGCGGCCGACGAUCAAGGAACUUCUCAGUGACGCAGACCCGUUUCUCAACCCCGUGGCCAUCAGCCCGGAUAUGCUGGGGAGGGUCAUCGGGAAUGUUGUCGGCUAUUGUCGGCGCAGAGAAGAGGCUAUGAGAGCGAGAGGUGAAAUCACCGCCGCGGACGGUGUCAGUUGCCUCCCUAAGGAUGAGGAGAUGAAGGGCUGGCCGUUGGCGUUUUACGAAAAGCUGAGACAGGCUCAGGAAGAGGGCACGGCUUGGUGA
Molecule: messenger RNA, 2574 nt
Organism: Capronia coronata CBS 617.96
Lineage: Eukaryota; Fungi; Ascomycota; Eurotiomycetes; Chaetothyriales; Herpotrichiellaceae
Product: TTK protein kinase
Exons: 1
Coding region: 1-2574 (857 amino acids)
Biological process (GO): meiotic spindle assembly checkpoint signaling; mitotic spindle assembly checkpoint signaling; chromosome segregation
Cellular component (GO): kinetochore; nucleus; spindle
Molecular function (GO): protein serine/threonine/tyrosine kinase activity; protein serine/threonine kinase activity; ATP binding
Source: RefSeq, a predicted model, not a curated record